UUUGUGGAAGCGUUAUAUAAAGGCAUUUAUAGACUAAUAACAUAUAAAACUGCAUUACCCAUGAUUCCCUGCGCGCUAACGAACAGGGUCAAAGGGCGGUAAAAAAAAAAGUCAGAAUCUGUGCUCCCUCGGUUAAGAUGAAAAUUUUCCGAUUAUUUUUUAAAGCGAUAAGAAAGCCCAACAAACAACUGAUUUAUUUGCAAGUAUCAGGUUUUUAUAAUAAUGCUUCCAUAAAGGCAUGUAUCGACGAAAAACAUUUAAAACUUCAUUACCCAUGAUUCCCUGCGCGAUAACAGACAGGGUCAAAGGACGGUAAAAAGUCAGAAUCUGUGCGCCCUCGGUUGAAAUAUCUUCUAGGUGAUUUUUAAAGACUUGUUUGUAUUGUAUAUUAUCUAAAUAUGGCGAUUAUUUCCUUUAAUUUAUUUCAUAUUAUUUUCUUUCUUUACAGGAGUUCAUUUUGAUGUUUUUUUUAACGGUAACCAACACUUCCGCAUUAGUUGAGAGCUCAAUAUUCCAGUUUUAGGAGUUUCCGGUUGUUAUUUGUGUCACUCCCUUCAAGUUAAACAAGUACAGCAGCAAACACACAGUGACACAGCAGACAGACGCCUUUUUGAAGUAACGUUGCCUUUUUUUAAAUCAUAGAUUCCUGAGCAUGGCAUCAGACGGAUUAGGAGUGUCCUCAGUUCCCCCAGAGGACCAGAGAGAUGAGGGGACACAUUUGACUGACACACCCACUCCAGAGGCAGAGGCAGGGGUCCCCUCUGAGCCUCAAUGUGACAAAGACACCCUGAAACCCACAGCAGCAGAACGGGAUGAGAAGGGAGUCGACGUCUGCCGGUUUUUCCUGAUGGGAAAGUGUCAUUUUGGCCACAGAUGUCGUUUCUCUCACAGUAACCCAUCAGUAGAUGAUUCAGUGGCUGUGUCACCUGACCAGGAUGACAAACAGGAUGGAGAAAAGACGGAAAAAUACAAGAAGAAAGUGAACAAAGCAGCAAAGCCAAAAUACGAGGCGAAAGAGGUGUACAAAAAGCCUCGCAUGCGCACAGCAGAUGACGUCAUCUCUCGGAUCCUGUGGGACCCGCCGGUGGAUGGAUCAGAAUUUGUAGUGGGGUAUGUGGAUCGCUUCCUUGGUGUGCUGGAGCGUCCCUUCAAUGAAUUUAACUGGGACACCGACCCCUGCGACUGUGAUUACACCUCUGAGCUGGCCCUGCCCAGACACAGGAUCCAGUACUUCACCUACAGAGGGCACCGCGUCUGGGACCGCCACAGCAGGACUGACAGGGUGUUUGGCUCCACCGGUCAAUCUCUGGCUCCCCCCUUUGGAGGGGAGGAGGAAGUAAAGGAAAUGAACACAGAAGAGCAGCAACAAGACGGCCUUAAAACAACAGAAGAGCAGCCACCUGCCGUCAGUCUGCACCUGCAGGAAGAGAGUGCUCAUACUGAGAGCACACAUCUGGAGGAAGAGAAGCAGAGUGAGAUGAACACUCACACCCCUGACUCAACACCACCAGCUCCAGAGUGUCAAGGGAACAUUUCUCAGGAACAACAGGAAUCACGAGGAACAUGUGUUGUGGAGGAGGCAGCAACGAGACCUGAGGCUUCAACAGACCAAAUGUCCUCAUCCCAAAAAGACGGAGCAAGCGUAGAAGAGGAGGUUGAGGAAGAGAAUUUGGCAGAAUGUCAAGAGAGCUGGGAAGGCAAUGAAGAUGCUUCGAGUGAUCUCGGAGCCCUGAACAUCAGCCAGAAACCAUCAGCACCUCUGGAGCAGAGAGAGGAGAGGCGCGGUGGUGUUCGCCCUGCUAAAAAACGACCCACUCACUUCAUCACCUUCAAGGCCAACACUCCCGCUAUCCUCUCCAGUUUCCAGCAGCUGCAGGAGGAGAUCAGCGCCCUUCUGCCCUCCUCUGCCCCUCACUGGCAGACCGCCGCCAGCCUUCACAUCACCAUGUGCCUCCUGAAUUUGUCCGGCCCAGCUGAGGUAGCCGCCGCAGGGGAGAUCCUCCGACGAUUCGCCCAUUUGGAUCGCAACCCGCCGGUGGCUCUGACCUUCCCUGUGAAGCUGAAGCAUUUCAAUGGGAAGGUGCUGUACCUGAGCCCACAGGCUCAGAUCCACCUCCAGGAGCUCAACUGUGUCCUGCAGGAGGCCUACAUGAAGGAGGGCUGGCUCCACAAGGACUCCUACAACCCGCGCUACCACCUGACACUGGCUAAGGUAGAGGGCAACGAGGGGAACAGGAUCUUUGAAGGGGUGGGGGACCUAAAGGUGGGGAAGGGUUUAAAUUUUGGCCGUCUGCCAGUAAACACCUUACACCUUUGUGCCAUGGGCGGUUCCAAAGUGGAUGGUUUUUUUGAGACCUUGUGCACAGUAAGUCUUCGAUGAUAGAAGGGCCAUUUCACUUAAACACACACUACAUACAUGUAUGUCAACACAAUGAGUGUAAUACCUUAUCAAUCAAAUCUCAUGUCUGUUUUAAGUUUUAAGUUAAGUUAAUUCAGAUAAGAUGCACUUUUAAUGAUAAUCAAAUAAGAUGCACUUUUAAUUAUAAUUGGGUGAAAGACAAUUUUAUAUGAAGGCCUAAAGGGAGUAAAAUUAGCUUAGCACAACAGCAAACACACUGUCUAAUUAUACUAAACUGUAUUCAGAUGCAAAAGGAUACAAUGGUCCCACUGCACUUAAAUUACAAUAUGAUUAAAUAAUGUAUGUAUUUUCCUCUAAUGAAUGCAUUUUAAUCCGUUAAGGGCUUACAUUAUAUGUCCUAUUGAUAUUGCAAGAUGAGAGAAAUGAAUGUAGUCUGCUAAGGAUAAUGCAAGCUGAUAUAAUACAUCCAGAACGUUCUAAAAGUAAAGUUGUUUACUUUGCCUGCCUGAACAGAAGAAUAUAAAUACUAAAGACGGAGAAACAGUAGUAUAUUCAUUUUACUUCAAGUAUGGCUGUCCUCGACCAAAGAAAUCUGACAAACACUCAAUUUUGUCGACUAAUCGCUUAGUUGAUUUAAUCGACAGAUCUGUAAAACUGAGUUUCUUCACAAAGAAUCACACAAAAGCACCACUUUAAAUCUUGUGUUUACCAGAGAUGUGCUCAUAAGUUUCUUAAAAAAUAAGUCAUUCAGCAUGAAAAAACAUAACAAAAAGACUAAUUCGGCUAAAUAAAUCUUAGUUGACUGAGACCAAAACAAAACUAAUGGACUAAGAGGGGGCAGUCCUAACUUAAAGGCUAUUUUUUGUGAUAUAAUAUAGUUAUUUUUUGCCUUUCGUUCAUUAAAAUGCAUUAGAAAUACACUAUAAAACCCAUAAUUGCCAAAUAAAACAUCUUUCAAAAUUCUAACUUAUAUGAUUAGUCAAUUAAUCGAUCAGUCCAUUAACAGAAAAUCAAUGCCGGUGUUCUAACUUCUCCAUUGUGGACCUGCUGCUUUACUUCGUUUUAUGUUAUGAGUAAUUUUUUUUGCUUUUUUUUUUUUUUUUUUACUGUUGGUUAAACCAAAGAGGCAUUUUGAAGACAUGACCUUCAGGACUUUAGGAAAUUGUGUUGGUUUUUUUUUACUUUUUUUGUUUUUACAAUUUU
Molecule: messenger RNA, 3562 nt
Organism: Sebastes umbrosus (honeycomb rockfish)
Lineage: Eukaryota; Metazoa; Chordata; Actinopteri; Perciformes; Sebastidae
Gene: leng9
Product: leukocyte receptor cluster (LRC) member 9
Exons: 7
Coding region: 653-2380 (575 amino acids)
Molecular function (GO): metal ion binding
Source: RefSeq, a predicted model, not a curated record